Molecule: messenger RNA, 1296 nt
Organism: Psilocybe cubensis
Lineage: Eukaryota; Fungi; Basidiomycota; Agaricomycetes; Agaricales; Agrocybaceae
Exons: 12
Coding region: 1-1296 (431 amino acids)
Cellular component (GO): membrane
Molecular function (GO): transmembrane transporter activity
Source: RefSeq, a predicted model, not a curated record
AUGGGAUCGAGCACCGAAUACAGCGAUGAGAAGGAUCUGAAGAGAAGAGAUGAAGUCGAGAUUGUGGCGGUCUCUUCUAAAGAAGUGGAUACUGCUGCAGAGUUCGCUUCAGGAGACCAGGAAGAACUUGAUCCAGUAGAGGCUUUGCGCAUCAGACGCAAAAUAGAUUAUCAUAUCCUUCCUCUUAUGUGUAUCCUUUAUUGGAUACAAUUCAUGGAUAAGACAACGUUGGGUAGUUCUGCGAUUCUCGGGAUUCGGCAAGCCACCCAUCUCACAACAAACCAAUACAACUGGUACCCGAAAUCCUUACCACUUCCGGACUCUUUGGAUGCUGAUACGUCUGAAAUUAGGCUCGGGACAAUCUUUUAUCUCAGUUAUCUUACAUUCGUCUUCCCACAAAAUCUUUGUCUACAACGGUUCCCCGUCGGACGAUGGAUGAGGUUCCUCUUCCCCAAUUCUCCUACCACAGCUUGGUUUUUGACACCUGCUGAGAAAGUGAUUGCUGUCCGUCGGAUAAAGGAAAACCAAACUGGAGUCGAGAACAAGCACUUCAAGAAAGAACAGAUGAUCGAAGCGCUUCUGGAUCCCAAAACAUGGCUCUUCGCACUGUUCUCCGCGCUCGACAACGUGCCCAACUCUCUGACGAACCAGCGCCAAAUCAUCGUGGCAUCUUUCGGAUUUACCCCUUUCCAGACUACGCUCCUUGGCUGCGUCGAUGGAUUCAUCGAGAUCGUUACCAUAUGGACAGGGGUCACUCUCGCCGCCAAAAUACCUAACAGCCGCGCCUACAUCGGGUUCAUCUACUUCUUCCCCAACAUUCUCGGCGUAUUCCUCAUCAACUUCCUACCUUGGGAGCAUAAGGUUGGGCUGCUGUUCGCUCAAUGGUGUACAGGUGUGGGUACCACCGGAUUUGUGCUAUCUUUAUCGUGGCUUUCGAGCGUUACUGCGGGGCACACUAAGCGGGUUACAGUCAACGCCGUUAUGCUGGGUGCAUAUUGCAUUGGAAACUCUGCCGGCCCUUUCAUGUGGCAGGCAAAGUAUACUCCAAGGAAUCACGUCCCUUGGCUCGUUAUUGGCAUUUGCUACCUGUGUUGCAUGGCGCUUCUCUUAAUAAUCCGAUACAUCCUUUCGUCUGAAAACAAACGUCGUGACCGCGAAGACCCCGCCGAUGACCAAUUCCAAAAUGUCUACAUUGAGAAAAUGGGCAAAGAUGGGGAAAUGAUUAAAGUAAAGGUGGAUAAGGAAUUCAUGGAUUUGACCGAUAUUCAAAAUCGGGAUUUCAGAUAUGUUCUGUAA